Styela clava is the source of this 2560-nucleotide messenger RNA. RefSeq names its product EGF domain-specific O-linked N-acetylglucosamine transferase-like. Gene Ontology annotation, molecular function: protein O-acetylglucosaminyltransferase activity. Gene Ontology annotation, cellular component: endoplasmic reticulum lumen. The record is from RefSeq and is a predicted model, not a curated record. NCBI's taxonomy places the organism in Eukaryota, Metazoa, Chordata, Ascidiacea, Stolidobranchia, Styelidae.
GCCAGUGAAUGUGACCUAUCGUAUUACCCAUAUUUCAAGACACCACAGCUCAUGUACGGACCAACUGGAGCCUCAGUUGAUAUAAACAAUUUCCGAGCAUACUGCUGAAUGGAUAAUAAAUAAUCGAUUGGUUGCCUCGUGAUCAUUUGUCCGCGCUCGAUAAGUCUAUCUUUUCAUUCAAUUGGCGGAACCGGCAAGUCACGACAAUUUACAUUUAACCAAGCGAAACAAAGCAUGAACUUAUGUUGUUAACUGACUGAUAUCUUACUUAUCGUUCAGAUGGAUAAACCGCAGGCCUUUUGUGACAAUAUAGUGAAAUAUUUUCUUCAGAAACAUGCCGUGGGCGAGCCUGCGCUUCCGCUGUUGAGGUGGAUAGUAGUGCUGAAGGGCGAGGCAACAAAUACUAUACUGAAUUGUUGCCGAUGCAAAUCAUUUUGGUUUUUGGCAGAUCGACUUGGCGAAGCUAACUAAGAAGGCAAAUGUUAUCUGAUAAUAUUUCCGUUGCAACGGCUUCGUUCUGUUUACUAACUCUUCAAAUAUAUCGAGUAGUGGCGUUGGACUGGCAAAGUUUAAAGCUGUUGGACGAACAUGCUACUAUGGUGUUGAGAAAUAAUCGAGAACUAGGGGGGGGGGGUGCAACUGACGAAGACUGUCCGUAUAAAGAAAGUUUGAAGACCGAAUCAUGCUGGGGAUAUGAGAAAGAUUGCAAGAAACCGUACUUUGAUGAAUUCACAAAUUGUUCAUCCAAAGAAGAAAAACGCAAAUAUUGGACUCAGGCCGACUUCGGUAAAUUGAAGCAACACUUGGAGGAAAUGAAAUCUCGUCAAAUUUGUAAAUCUGAGAAUAUCGAUGGGUCAUCUUUGACAUGUACACAGGACGCAACAAUGUGCAAAGCAAAAAAUCUUUAUAUACAUUUUCCGAAUUUUGAUAAAAGAGAUCAAAACGUCAUUCUUGUGCCUGAUGAUGGAGUUAUUGGUGGAUAUUGUUCUUUGAAUAAGGAACUUCUCAAGCAGGAAACAAAAAUAAAACGAUCACUGUCGACGUGGGGUUUUCAACUGCAAUCAUUCCAGCCAUUGAAAAGUAACCCUUUUGCUGACAAAAGUUGUGACAUCAUUUUAGAUAAACCUGUUGUAUUUGUACAACUUGAUUCAGUAGGAAAUCUUUAUCAUCAUUUCUGUGAUUUUUUCAAUCUUUACUUGACUCAACAUGCAAACAAUUCAUGGUUUGGAACAGAUGUUCAGAUUGUUCGAUGGAAUGAGCACCCAAGAUUUCGUGACCCUUUUAUGGACGCAUGGAAAGCGUUUACAGACUCUUCAGUUUUAUCUUUGCACGAUUUUGCCUAUAAACGAGUCUGCAUUCCAGACGCCACUUUCGCAUUCCUACCUCGUAUGAUUCACGGUCUUUAUUACAGCACUUAUUUGGAACAAGGAUGCCGCGGAUCGGGACUCGUUAAAUCUUUUGGGGAUCAUUUACUUCAUAGACUUGGGAUUAAGUCUGAUACGGAUCACGUCUCUGACGUCAUCAGGGUCACAUUUCUUGCGAGAGGAGGAAAGAGCGAUCGUUUAGUUUUUCGCCGUGUGUUGAACCUGGAAGCGUUGGUAAAGAGACUGAAUAAACUUCCUAAUAUCGAAGUUAAGGUUGUAAGCUACGAUUUCGAUGAAAUGAAUUUUCUGGAACAACUUCAAACAACACGGAAAACAGAUUUAUUUAUAGGAAUGCAUGGGGCUGGCCUCGCACAUUUUCUAUUUCUGCCUGAUUGGGCAGUCGCAUUUGAACUAUACAACUGUGGUGAUAUCCGUUGCUAUCGUGAUCUUGCUGGCUUACGGGGUCUUCGGUACCUGACUUGGGAAGAUGAAUCAAAAGUACGAGAUCAUGACAGGGGAAUUCAUCCUCAUUACGGAGAUCAUGCUAAAUUUUGGAACUUCAGUUUUGACGUGGAGGAAUUCAUUCGUUUAGUUAGGAAAGCACGAAAUAUGCUCCUGGAAACCGAUAGGUUUCGUCAUUUGAAGAAAAAUUAUAACCCAAGAACCGAAUUUUGAGAACUUUCUACUUUUGGAGAAAAGUGAACUAUUUUCUGACUGACGUUCAAGAAGGUUGGUUUUAGCCAGAAUUUGAACAGAAUUGUUUUGCAAUACUAGUUCAUCACUUAUACACAAUUUAAGAUUUCGUUAUAUUAAAAAAUUAUUUAUGAUUUAUGAAAAAUUUAACGUUAAUUGUCUGUACAAGAUUUAAUUAAUGUUAGUUGAAAAGGUUGUCUCCGUUGAAAAUCGUAGUAAAGUCGUUUUCAAAACUGUUUUGAGAUUAUAUUUGUGAAUAGGAAAUGAAAUUGUUGAUUCACGUUGCGCACUUCUAUAUUAUUUCAUAAAGUCAUUGGCAAUACACCAUAUUAUUUAGCGCAUAUCCUAGAUUAAUGUUCCGUGAUGCGUUUCCUAUGUGAAUCAUUUCACGAUUGUCGACAUUAAAUGCAUGUCCUAUGUUAUAACUUAUAACACAUUUCUUCAUUUUAUCUAUGCAUGUGUAAAUUACCGAUGAUUCUGUAAUAGACAGAAUUCCUCUCCGA